Molecule: messenger RNA, 306 nt
Organism: Diaporthe batatas
Lineage: Eukaryota; Fungi; Ascomycota; Sordariomycetes; Diaporthales; Diaporthaceae
Exons: 2
Coding region: 1-306 (101 amino acids)
Source: RefSeq, a predicted model, not a curated record
AUGGCCUGGGGAAAGUCAAAGCCAAAGCCUCCCCCUUCGUUGCUUGGGCAACUGCUCCCUCUGGUCAUCCUCUUCGUCGUCGUGGCUGUCCUCGUCUUCGUGGGCUACCACGUCUAUCAGAGCGCCAACAAGAUGAGCGGGAGUGUGUCGGAGCGCAUGGGCAAGAAGAACGUCGUCUGGACCAAGGAUGGCGUAAAGGUCGGCCUUAAGCAUGUCGAGAACGAGAGGGAGGUCGAUGCCACCCAGCGCUGGGUCGUCAAUGCCUGGAACUUGUCGUCGGACAAGUCUGGCAAGAAGAACAAAUGA